Messenger RNA from Brassicogethes aeneus, 2101 nucleotides. The record is from the annotation of a GenBank genome assembly. NCBI's taxonomy places the organism in Eukaryota, Metazoa, Arthropoda, Insecta, Coleoptera, Nitidulidae.
CAAAUUAUUUGUCAGUUGCACAUAAAACAGCUGACAGAUGUUUUGUAAAUAAAAUUUUACAUUUAAAGAAUGGUUGUAACUUAAACACAUUUGUUGAUUCCUGUCCACCUUUUAAAAUGACUAGUGCCGUCCAACAGCAAAUUUUCGCGUUGGAUGCUCGCUUUAAUGCACAUAGAGCCCCGCAAAGUCCAAGUUUUCGUACAUUAUAUAUACGAAGACGAAGUCAGCUAUUAAGAGAAUCUGGAUUAUCACCAGAUGACUGUAAGCAGUAUUUGAAAUUACGUACAUUUCUUUUGCAACAGAGAUAUGGAAAUCCACCUUCUUCCAAUGCUUCUGACACUCUUAGUAGAGCAAGUAUUCAAUUUCCACAAUCAAGGUCAAACGGAAGUGUAGUUCCAACUAAAGAAGCUGAAGCUUCUAGAGCAAUGGUUGGUGGUAACUCAAUUGCAGACAAUUAUGCCUUUGUAGGUGUUCAUCAUAUAUUUGAUCAGCACACUCAACCUGUAACAAUGAUUAAAUUUGCUAAUAAUGACAAGUCAAGAUUGUGUUGCUGUUCUAUAGAUGGAAAUUUGUCCAUUUGUGAUGUUACUAGUGAGCCUCCAACAGUUUCUGCAAUUUUGAAAGGACACAGUAGACCAAUAACAGGAAUUGACUGGUCUGUUAAUAAUGACUUAAUUGUAAGUUCAUCUAUGGAUUCUACAAUUAGAGUGUGGAAUGUAAGUGAUUACACAUGUCUAAGAAUAAUAAAUGACCCAAAUAAAGCACAAAUACUUUGUUGCAUAUUUCAACCCAGUAAUAAUAACUUAUUAUUGACUGGAAACAGCAGAGGAGAGUUAAGAAUAGCAAAUGUAUCCACUGGAAGAUUCAUGAAAAAUGUGUGUAAAAUAGGAGGAAACCUCCUUUGUUUAACUUCAGAUAAUAAUGGCAAAAUAAUGUGGGCUGGAAAUGAUAAGGGUGAAAUUUAUUCUGUGUUUUGUGAGCUCAAUGGAGGCCUGUGCAAAACUAAAAAAGUAAUACUUGGAAGUCCAUGUUCUAUUACUAGUUUAAGUUACAGGGCUUGGAUAAGCAGGGAAGCUAGAAAUCCCAUGUUACUUGUUAAUGCAACAAAUAACAGUUUAUUACUGUUUAGUAUUACUGAUUCUGAAGGGGCACUUCAGAUAAAGAGACAAUUCCAAAACAGACAAUUGAGACAUAUGGUCAAAUCUACUUUUUGCCCAAUUAUGUCCUUUAGGCAGGGUGCAUGUGUUGUAACUGGAAGUGAAGACGGCAGCAUUUACUUUCUGGAUAUCGAAAAAACCGGAAGUAAAUCAGUGGUUAACACCCUCCAAGGUCACGCAGCUGCCGUUCUUGGCGUUAGCUUCAACUACGACGAAUCUCUUUUGGCCACUAGUGACUUACAAGGUCUUGUGAUAAUAUGGAAAAAAGGAAAUAUAUAAUUUAAAUCAAUAAAAGGUUUAUUAAUAAUAUAUUACAAUAGUUCAACUAUACUAAUACAAGAUAUAUUUAAUAACCAAUCACAUUAUUAGGUCCGAUACGGACAUAUAGCCACAACAUUUAUAGUGGACUCAAAAAGUAUUACCACCAUUUAAGUUUCAAACAGUUACCUUAUUUAAAAAUUAUAAUAUGAAAUAGUAAAAAGUGAAAAUUAAUGCAGUACCCUCUAUUAAAACUUAAUAAAAUCCGGCAAUAAAAAUCCUGGUAAUAUCUAUCUAUCUACAAAAAUGUGAGUUAUUAAUAUAAAAUACGCACAGUUACGGGUUAAUUCACCAGCCAACAAUAAAUUGGACGUUAAGUUUCAGUUUGUACAUUUUAAAUUUAGAACACUAACAUACAUUAAAAUUAAUAUGUUAACCUUAUAGUAAAUUAACAAUUUCAACCAAAUUAAUAAAAUACAUUUAACUAUAAAUUAAUUUCAAAAAUAAAUUCGCAUAAUUUGUUUCAAUUAAAAUAAUAUAUCACAAAAUUGAAGGGUAACACUGGUCGACAAAUUUUGCAACAGGGGAGCCAACAUUCGAAUAUAAUAUUUUAUAUACAAGGUGUCCCUAAACUUAGUGGCAUAAAUCUAGGAGCAGAUUAAGCAAGUCAAAAUAAGACGAAAAUC